UUUGAAAGAAGCUUAAGAGAAUAUUGUUGUUGAUUAUUCUAUGUCCAACAUUUCGUUGGAUUGUAUCACAACGACCAGAGAUGGAUAGAAACAAUGCUUGAUAGGGAACAACAGCUGGAGAGUUUCUAUCAACAAGCUUCCAAUCAACUCGUGGAUUUUCAACCUUUGUUUCAAGCGGCAACUCUUUAUGAGCAAACGAAUCAGCACCUCAGCCUAGAAGAGUGUUGCGCAAAGUUAUCCAUCCACUUGCACACAAUAGAAGAACAAUUGUACGACAAAAUAUGGAAUUCACAGAAAGAAUUUAUGGAAACUAUUCAGGAAAUAAGAGAAUUGCAACAACAACUCUUACAACUUUCUUCCCAGUUGAAGGACACCAAACAAAACUUGUCUUUAGUUGCAAAACAAACUUACCUCAACGGAGACGACAUCAUCAGUUUAGAAAGAAGAAGAAAGUUUUUGAGAAGAAUACAAAACUCUCUAGUAGACGCCCAAAGUCUAAUACAAAUAAGUAUUCUUGCAGAAGUGGCUCUCAAAAAGGAUCACCUCGCCGAGUGUCACAACUUGUGCAAGCAAUUUGAGUCUAUCCUUCUUGGUGUGAGAAAGGAUAGAGGAGACUUGACAAAAUUGUCUUGUUUAAGGAGUUUGAGGGAUAGAAUUACAAAGGUCGCAGUGGAGUGUGUGAAGCGAAUGCACAGAAACUUGCGCAGUCUAUGUACAAAACUAACGAAGGACGAUUUUUGGACUAUUUUUAUUGCUUAUGAGGAGUUUGAUGCUGCCGAAGCCUUAGCUUUGAGACUCAAUGAAGAAUAUAGUCGUGCUCUUGCUGAUGUUCCUGCACAAUUCGAAAUGAAAUAUGCAGAAGAGAAAACAAAGGAGAGACAUUUUAGUUCUCUUUUGAUUGGUUUUCAGUUAUUUAGUGAUAUUCUAGUCAGUUUUCAUUCUCUAGUGGCAUAUUUAAGUCACCUUUCCAGAAACCAUGAUGUUGCCCAACAAUAUGACAGUCAACAAGAGCGAGAUGACCAACAACCACAAGAAAAACAAGGCAUGCAAAAUCCCAUUCGAAAACAAGUGCUUAGGCAAGAAUUUGUAAAGAAUAUCCUUUCCCAUUUGAUAUCUAAAGUAGAUUUUUGGGAGUUAUUACAAGAUAGAGUUGUAAAAUGGAUUCAAGAGAUGGAAAAGGAAAACUUGCUUAUUGCCAUUUCUACCAUGCAUAUGAUUUAUAAUACCGCCAACCUAUUUCAACUGUUAGGUGAAGUUUUUACGAGUACAUCAGAAAAUGGCAGUCUCUCACAGUCAUUCUCUUCUAUUCCACAUGACCCAUCGAAUGUAACUUCCUCAUCCAAAACCGUAGUAAAGGUGACCGAACAAAAACUACAAAAGAGUUUUGAACACCAACAUGAAGAAAAUAUUCAGAUUUUUAGAAGGAAUCUUUUUCAGGAAACAUGGCAGCGUAUAAAUAUUGAAGCAGCAGACUUCAUGACCUUCUUAUCCAAGUUUGAAGAUUUAGCAAAUGAUUCCACUUUUCACGAGAAGAAAGAACUGGAAGAAUGUGUUUCGAAACUUUUGAAUGAAGAGACCAAUCCCCUAAGAGUUUUGAAUCUGGAUUGUAUUUAUUCUACCUCCAUCGAACAUGAGGAGAACAAACAUCGUUCGAUAUCUUUUGACUCGGAAUCCUACUUAUUUGUAUCCAGUUGUUUGAUUCUUUUAAAUAUUGUGAAGCGAUAUCUAGAAUUGGCUUUGUCUAUUCCUUGUCUGAGAGUUUCUAUUUUAUUGGCAGUUGGCCAUUUGUUACAACUCUAUUUUUGCCAUGUUUAUUUCGUUUGUAAUUCUGUUUGUCAUCGAACGGAACCAGAAUUGGAAAAAGAAGAGAGAGGAAGAGAACUUGAUUUGGAGGAUUUUCUUCAUUCCAAAGAUCGUGCCCUUCUUGGACAGUUACGACAAACGGAAGAUAUGUCUUGUCCAUCUUUAUCGAACAACUCAAACAUUUCUAUAUGCGAUGCUUGUGUUGCAGUAGAAUCAUGGAAAAGUCUAGCAGAUUUGUUCUCGCAUUGCUUACAACUUUUGGAAACAUCGUCCCAUUGGACAAUCUCAUCAAGACAAAGCAUUCUGCGCAGUUGGAAUGCUGUUUUUACUUUGACUGUUCCUAUUCGGUCAGCAGUGUAUGACUGCAUAGCUGCUCAGAUCAUUGAAGCUCGUCGAUUUAUCCAAGAAAUAGCCAAUAAUAAUUAUAGUCUACAUGCAUCCCAUUCCAUUUUUCAAACAGAUAACAUCGCGUUACUAGACCAACCUUCUACUGCCAUUUCUCGAGUAUUACAGAAUAUAGAGAAAUGGAGAGAAAGCGAAUCGAUGCUUCCCAAUACUUGUUUGAAACUAUGGGAGAGAAUUGCUGUCACCUGUUGUCAUACAUUUGUGAUAGGAGUGUCCAAAGUAAAACAUUGUACUCCUGAAGGAAGGGCAAGAAUGUUGGUAGAUUUACGGCAUUUGGAACGUGGUUUAGAGUCAUUAACUGGUUUGCGACCCAUUCCAGGAGCACAACGAGCAGCAUCCCAUAUUCGAGCCUACUUUUUGGAUGAAAGAGAAAUUCUUUCUUGGGUAGAAAAGGAAGCUUCGAAACUAUUCUUUACAGACGCUCAACUGGAGACUUUGAUAGAAACAGGUCCAGGAAGAAACUUGUCGCGAUCAGCCAAAAAUAGUUUGAUACAAAAUGUAUUAAGAAUAUAUCAUCAAUGCAAACAAAAUGACCUCAGUUCUCCUGCUGAUAGUAGUAAGUACACACAUAGUGAUUCGCAAUCUAUUGCAAGUAAAAGCAAUGAUCACUCUCAAGAUGAACCAGCGACAGAUGAUGCUGUUCCUAUGGAUAAUAUAUUUGGACAAGAUAUCUGAAGAGAAAUACCUGAUAAGUGGACAAAC
This is a messenger RNA of Galdieria sulphuraria, 2910 nucleotides long. RefSeq lists its product as uncharacterized. Gene Ontology annotation, cellular component: EARP complex. The coding region runs from base 94 to 2883 and encodes 929 amino acids. The record is from RefSeq and is a predicted model, not a curated record. Gene Ontology annotation, biological process: endocytic recycling; retrograde transport, endosome to Golgi. Gene Ontology annotation, molecular function: SNARE binding. The transcript has 2 exons. Lineage: Eukaryota; Rhodophyta; Bangiophyceae; Galdieriales; Galdieriaceae.